This is a messenger RNA of Anopheles maculipalpis, 1827 nucleotides long. RefSeq names its product paired box pox-neuro protein (gene Poxn). Lineage: Eukaryota; Metazoa; Arthropoda; Insecta; Diptera; Culicidae. Gene Ontology annotation, molecular function: DNA-binding transcription factor activity, RNA polymerase II-specific; RNA polymerase II cis-regulatory region sequence-specific DNA binding. The record is from RefSeq and is a predicted model, not a curated record. The coding region runs from base 1 to 1827 and encodes 608 amino acids. Gene Ontology annotation, biological process: anatomical structure development; regulation of transcription by RNA polymerase II. The transcript has 7 exons.
AUGAGGCCGGCAGCAACGGCAACGUCUACCGGUGUGUCAGAGUGCAACAUCUCCGGACCGGGCAGUAGUGCAGCGGCAUCAGUGGCGGUCCACGUAAAGUCCGAGCAAGUCCGGGCAGGGUCAGGACCGGGCGAGACUAAAAUAUCUGAUUUCAAGACGGCAAUCAACGCGCCGCCAAGCAUCGCCGAAAUGCCCCACACCGGCCAAGCGGGUGUCAACCAGCUGGGAGGAGUGUUCGUCAAUGGUCGACCCCUGCCGGACAUUGUCCGACGGCGAAUCGUCGAGCUGGCACUGAUGGGCGUUCGACCGUGCGACAUUUCCCGGCAGCUUCUCGUGUCUCAUGGAUGUGUAUCGAAAAUUUUGACCCGCUUCUACGAAACAGGAUCGAUACGGCCCGGUUCGAUCGGUGGCAGUAAGACCAAGCAAGUGGCAACGCCGACGGUGGUGAAGAAAAUCCUACGCUUCAAGCAGGAAAAUCCGGGCAUGUUUGCCUGGGAGAUCCGGGAUCAGCUGCUUUCCCAGCGGAUAUGCGACCCCAACACGAUACCAUCGGUAAGCUCGGUGAACCGGAUACUAAGGAACGGCGGCAUGUGGACGGACGAUAUGACUUCGAAUGAACAAAUGCUCCGAGAGUCGUCUCACUCAUCUGCCGCCUAUAUGCAGUCCAAAGCAAUGUCCACUCACCCGCUCUACAGUCAAACGCUGGAACAACAUCAAGCCCUCCUAAACCAGUAUCGCUACAGUAUGGCCGGUGUCUCUCCAGACCACACGCCGAAACAUCCCAACAUGCCUCACCAUCACUCUCCGUACGGUUCUCCACCGGGAGCACCAGGAUCGCUAGUCCAAAGGACAGCGGCUGUAAAUAUCAUACAGCACGAAAGUCUCCCACCAACCGGAAACUCGAAGCCCGCCGAACAUCAUCACCAACAUACGUCACCCCAUCAAACGCAAUCCUUGGCAGCGGGACAUCAUCACCCUCUUGGCAAACCAUCACCCUCAGUCAGCAUGCCCGACCUGAGCUCCCCGAAGGGGACCGACUCAAAGAGUGAACCAUCGUCCUCCACCCGUUCCACUCCUACCAGCGGCACUCCGGUGUCAUCGAUCGCACCCACCACCGCCCAGAUGCCCUACCUUCCGAAACAUUGGAUCUGGAACACGAGUCUGUUUUACGCAGCGAAUCGUGGACAGACCGUGCCGGGAACGGAUCCUUCCACCGCGACGUCAGCAGCGGCCGCGGCUGCGGCAGCAGCAGCAGCCGCUGCUGCAGCCUUCCCUCAUGGGUACUUCACGUACGGCAAUCCCUUCGGUGGAGGGGCAGCAUUCCAGGGACAGAUUGAUCCCAGUUUACGCAGUGAUACGACCGCUUCCAAUGCUUCAUCCUCUCCGGUGCAAAUCACCGACGUUAACAGUGACGACUCGUCCGACAACCAUGACGAUCUAAGGACAUCCAUCUCGAAGAAGCGCAAUCCGUACUCCAUCGAGGAGCUGCUGAAGAAGCCCGAAAGCAAGAAACAGAAGAUCGACGAUCGUGUUACCAUCACCUGCGUUUCGGAACCGGGAGGUAAGGCGCAUUCGGAUUCGCUGCUUGAGGACAAAUACCAUUACCACUGCUCACCGUCCGUGUCACCGUCCAAGUCGUGUCCCUCACCUUCAGCCACACCCGUCACUGCGGGGCGUUGUAAAUCUUCCUCCGACUACCGUUCGUCCUCAUCGCCACAGUCGGUCGGUGAGGACUCGGAAGGCUGCAGCAUUGUUUCGGCCGUCGUACGCUCCAAGCUAACCGAUACCAAUAGUGAAAAUAGCAUCAACAUAGAAAUUUGUGAUUAG